UGUAUAUUGCUAGACUAAAAUAUCUCCAAACUACAACUGCAGAGGAAUAAUGAAAGUGAACUGUUCGAAACCACUGCUAUUAUUCUAUUUAGCUGUAAUUCAUCUUGUUAUUCCCACGGCUGCCCAAUACUGUUAUGACACCGGUAACUACACCAGUAACAGUACCUACAGGGCAAACCUCAAUACCCUCCUGGCCUCCACGUAUUCCAACACCGAAAUCGCUUAUGGGUUUUACAAUUUCUCUGCUGGUGAAUCUCCCGACAAAGUAAACGCGAUUGUACUCUGCAGAGGAGACGUUUCGACCGAUGUAUGCCGUACUUGUAUCAAUGAGUCAAGUAGCACCCUAUUGCAGUCUUGUCCAAACCAAAAGGAGGCAAUAAUUUGGGCUGAGAAAUGUGUACUUCGAUACUCGCACAGAUCCAUAUUUAAUAUGUUGGAUACUGACCCUUUAUUAGGCUAUUACAACAUAGGAGAUGUUCCAGACGUAGAAGCUUUCAACAAGGUGCUAAGACCCUUGUUAGAUAGCCUAAGAAACCGUACUGCAUCAGGAAACUCUACUCACAAGUUUGCUCUACAGAGUGUGCCUGUCCCAAACUUCGAAACCAUAUAUGCACUACUGGAGUGCACCCCUGAUUUGAGCAGACUGGAUUGCAACAACUGCUUGUCUCAGGUUCAGGUUUAUAUACCACAAUGUUGUAAUGGAAAGCAGGGAGGGAGAUUUGUAACACCCAGUUGUGAUAUAAGGUAUGAGAUAUACUCUUUUUAUGACCCUGCAGCCGAGCCACCACCAUCACCACUGCCACCACCACCUCCGCCACUAGUCCCAUCUGCUGCAUCCCCACCACCAGAAUUGCCUACAACUACACAAGGUAUAUAAGCACUGAUGUUUCAUGACUUAAAACUUAGAAGUUAACUUAUUUUCUUGGUUUAAUUAUCUAUUUUUCGAUUUGUAUAA
This is a messenger RNA of Quercus robur (English oak), 955 nucleotides long. Its product is annotated as cysteine-rich receptor-like protein kinase 26. The record is from RefSeq and is a predicted model, not a curated record. The transcript has a single exon. NCBI's taxonomy places the organism in Eukaryota, Viridiplantae, Streptophyta, Magnoliopsida, Fagales, Fagaceae. Bases 50 to 877 code for a protein of 275 amino acids.